This is a messenger RNA of Lineus longissimus, 2820 nucleotides long. Its product is annotated as multidrug and toxin extrusion protein 1-like. The transcript has 19 exons. Bases 172 to 2238 code for a protein of 688 amino acids. The record is from RefSeq and is a predicted model, not a curated record. Gene Ontology annotation, biological process: xenobiotic detoxification by transmembrane export across the plasma membrane. NCBI's taxonomy places the organism in Eukaryota, Metazoa, Nemertea, Pilidiophora, Heteronemertea, Lineidae. Gene Ontology annotation, cellular component: membrane. Gene Ontology annotation, molecular function: xenobiotic transmembrane transporter activity; antiporter activity.
AUGUGACCAGUCUUGGCCUCUCUACUUGAAACAACCUCGAUCGAUGAGCUGUUUGUUGCGUUAUCAGCAGUACACAUUGUGAAAUAGCCUUAUCCUUAAGCAUAACACUCGUCUGAGGCAAUUAUAACUGUUGGAACUUUUCUGAAAACAGUUUUAUAAACAUCACUCGCCAUGGAUUCGGACAACCAACGCCUCCAUACAAGAACUCAGUCGGUGGGAAGUAAUCACUGUGAGCAGGAAAGGGUAGCCGAAAGUCAAGCCAACGGAGGCAAAAACAGCAGGCCACACGAGUAUGGCACGAUUUACAAGCCAGAUGACGAUAGUUCAGAAUCCACAUUAGUGAGCUCGGGCUCAACGCGUUGGGACAAGAUCUGUUACGCCUGCUGCCCAUGCGCACCUGAUUGGGUCAGAGAGGAAUUCCCAGAGUUGUUUAGCCUAGCCUGGUCUAUGAUUGUCCUCUCGUUGUUCAGUUUCCUAUUCGGACCAGUCAGUCUAGCGUUUUGUGGUCAUCUUGGUACAGAUAUACUGGCCGGGGUGGCCAUGGCUGGCACGGUGUUUAACGUGACUGGUGUAUCUAUUGGUGCCGGUCUCUCUACCGCGUGCGAUACAUGUUUCUCUCAAUCGUUUGGCAGCGUCAACAAGAAGAUGGUAGGCAUUUAUCUCAUCAGAGGUAUGAUGAUCAUAUUGUUAUUCAUAUUCCCAUGUUGGGCAAUCCAUAUCAACGCCGAGCUCAUACUUGUCGCGAUGGGACAGGAUAGGGAAAUUGCAAGAAUUGCUGGGGAGUACAUCACCUGGAUGAUGCCAGCCUUACCGGCGAUUUUCGUACAGGAGAUAAUGCUGCAGUACCUUCGAUGUCAGAAUAUCUUGUUGCCCACGGUGAUCAUAGGCGCGAUAGGCAUCGGGACAUGCGCAUUGACGCAUUACCUCUUUCUUUAUGUAUUUGACUUUGGAUACAUCGGCUCGGCAGUGUCCCAACUCAUCUCGUUCUACCUGAUGGCCAUCCUAUUGGUUCUUUACACCCUCAUCAGUAAGGUCUUCAAGCCAACUUGGGGAGGUUGGACUGUCGAUGUUUUCUAUGACUGGGGUGUGUUUCUCAAGAUGGCUAUGGCAGGGUUGUUGAUGGUUGGUCUCGAGUGGUGGAGCUUUGAGAUCGGCACAGUAUUAGCAGGUUUGCUUGGCUCAGUUCCACUUGGCGCCCAGUCCAUUGCAUUUCAAGUCGCUUCAAUGGCAUACAUGCUUCCCCUUGGAGUUGGCCUUGCCUGUAACAUCCGGGUUGGGCAGAUGCUGGGAUCCGAGAGUCAUGGGCGGGCAUGGCAAGUUACUAAACUUGGUCUCAUUAUGAUAGUGUGUUCCAGUCUUUUCAUGGCAUCAUUUAUAGCAGCAGCAAGUAGCGUCAUCCCAUAUGUAUUCUCAUCUGAUAUUGAAGUUAUCAGAUAUGCAACAAACGUCAUUCUGAUGGUUGCACUCUUUGAGUUCUUUGACAGUAUUGCCGGAGUCUGUGCUGGUAUCCUAAGAGGUUGCGGCCGCCAGGGGAUUGGUGCAGGCAUUAUCCUGGCGUGUUAUUACAUCAUCGGCCUUCCUGUUGGAAUAUCUCUUAUGUUCCUCACAUCGUUAGAGGUACUCGGUCUUUACGUUGGGCUCACUGUUGGACUAGUUAUCGAGUCCACCGUCUUCUUCAUCGUCGUUUACAAGACAGAUUGGCAGGGAGAGGUCCAAAAGGCUCAAGUGCGUGCUGGAACGGCUGACAUGACGGAAGAUGAGAAGCAGGCCUUGCUUGACGGUAAUGACGAUGUAUUCCGAGGACGGGAUGAAGUCAAGGAGGCCGAAGAGGAGAGGAUUGCCUUCGCCAACGAAGAUAAACCGAGAAGACGAAAACGAACUCAUUCAGUUAUUCACAGUCCCUACGUCUCAAGCAGUGAAGUGAACCUGUUGGAUCAAAGCCGCUACUCAGAGAAGCCAACUGGCAAACAAGUCAUCUUUCAACGAAUGAUAUUCGUACUGGGGAUGAUCUUGACAUUUGCCGCUGGACUGUGCGUGCGGUUCUUCAUACCCAUCCAAGACCACUGGAGUGAACUCUGUAUUCCACAAAAUACAACAAACUCUCCACUUUUGAACACGACCCUGCCAUAUUGUAAUUACACUAGUGUCAUAAAUACGACCACCGCUAGUCAUGUGACGUCAACAAUUUCUGCUGCCAUAUCUUCAACGACUUUUAUGAAUACAACGGUUACUCCUUAGAUGGUCAUCAUCAUCAACAUCAUCAUCAUUAUCAUUAUUAGUCGACUGCGAUUAGGCGAUCACAAGCUUCAGCCUACUAACCCUAUCCUGGGCGAGGUCCUAUAUUUGGCUAGGUGUCAGCAGACUUUCUCCAUCUCCCGGCAGUGACCGGGUGUAAGCCAGGUAGGACCUUCGCUGGCGGCGGCCUGGGCGUCUCCUCCCAUGUGUCAGCUGGUACAGGGCGUACCAUUUAGCUGGUUAGUUUUUCCGGUAUUUGUAGAUACCAGCUGGUAUUGACCAUACUGAAUAUGCCCUGGAGCCAAAAACCUUUUUCAGCGUCAAUUAUUUUAUUGCGGAUUCAAUCGAAAGCACUGAUCAUGAUCGUGCGACAAUAUCUAUUAGGAUUUUCAAAGGAAAUGCUUUAAUGCUAGAUACUUAGUAUUCCGUGCUAAAUUACCAAUUAUAUACAUAAUCAUAAUCAUGUCGUAUGAUAUAUUUAUUCUGUUGAUGUUGAUGUUUAUUGUACGCCCGAGAUAUCUUAUGUAAAGCCGAUGUAAAUGAAUUCUCAAAGCUGUACAAUAAACUUUGAAUUGGAUAUGAUUA